AACUUGGCUCUACCAGUGGGUGGCAGUAGUCAGCUAACUGCGCCUAACUUACCAGAGAACUAAAGAGUAAGAAAAACAAGCCACUCGUACGACUAGUGCAAGGGGCGACGACGCAGAAGAAAGGUAGGCCAUGGCUCGCGGGCAGCAAAAGAUUCAAUCCCAGCAGAAGGCUGCCAAGAAGGCAGCCGACAAGAAGAAAGGACAGGCCGCCGACCAAAAGAUUGCAGCCAAGGCUGCGCUUGUGCACUCCUGCCCAGUGUGCCGGACACAAAUGCCUGACCCUAAGACAUUCAAGCAGCACUUUGAGAGCAAGCACCCCAAGUCUCCCAUGCCCCCAGAGCUGGUUGAUGUCCAGGCUUAGAUGUCCUGGAGCUGGCACAGGAAGGGUAAGCUGGACCUGGAAGUCUCAUAGAUUCGAUGGAUGAGGAAAGAGCAGAUGGAAGUCGAAGGAGGAGUACAGGGAUUAAUGGUCAUGGGGGGUGGUGGUGGUGGUGGGGGGGGGGCUUAGGAAUACUCGGGUAACAUUGACCUUAAAGGGGGCGGGCACCAGCACCCGUUUUUGUAUUUAUUUUGUGUACAUUUGGCCCCUUUAGAAAGAUAUCCCACUAUAAGGUGUACAGUUCUUACCCACUGAGCACUGAUCGUCCUGAUGUAACGUCAAUAUAAGGACCUUAUUUACUGGUCAUUUGCUCAGUUGGAAUUGUUAGAAUGUCCCUUUAUUUUACACCUUAAACUGCACCUCAUGCCAAUUUUUGUACACCUCUCACAUACUCUUGUGCAAAAUAUUGAUAAUUUUACGUUUUUGAGAAUGUGAUGCCAGUGUGGAGGAUACUGUAUUUGUAGUCCAGGGACCGUGUUACCUGGUAUACUUGAGUCAUCAAAUCAUUCAAAUUUGGCCUGAUACCUAGUAUACUUUAAUUAAAAAAAACAAAGUGAAUGACUAAAUUCCAGGGUCCACACUGAUGCAAUGUUACGGUAUUCUGCAUGUUACCCUUUCUAAUAAAUUGAGCCGUAUAUAAAAACGAAGACAUUCCGUCUGCAAGCCAAUCUACUGGUCUGGUAUUUACACACGCGAACACUUGUUUUAAAAUACUGAUUAUUUACGACAAGUCUGUUCACAUACCACCUGACACUUCUGAUCUUUCAGUGGAAGUGUGUAUGUUCGCUUUCUGUCACAUAUGCAUCAAUACGAGCCGUUGAUCCCAUGCAGAAGACUGCGCUACAUGGUGGAUUUUCACAGCAAUGUGAAGGCACUACGGUCAGCUCUCCUGAAAUCUGCUCACUAAGGCAGACCAACUGUCAGUCCCUGUGUACAUAAGUGACUACAAAGAUUAGAUUUUUCAUUGCUAUGAACUUGUACUGGUUAAACCUGUAAUUAAAGAAAUCUAGAACAUC
Molecule: messenger RNA, 1395 nt
Organism: Osmerus eperlanus (European smelt)
Lineage: Eukaryota; Metazoa; Chordata; Actinopteri; Osmeriformes; Osmeridae
Product: Zinc finger protein 706-like
Exons: 4
Coding region: 131-361 (76 amino acids)
Source: RefSeq, a predicted model, not a curated record